UGUUUAAAUCUUGGUGCUUCUUUGUCUCCUUUUCAACAUUUUAUUUAUCAGAUUCCCUUUAUGGGACCAAAGCUGAAGCUCUUCCUCAACCUCACCUAACGGUGGAUCGACUUGUGAUGACAGAAACCGACUCAGUCACAUUAAGCUGUUCGGCUCCACCACAUGUUUCUGUGUCUCGGUGUGAUUUCUACAUUGAAAACAACAAGAUGUCUUCAGACGCCUCCUGUGUGAAAAAACUGACAGGAUCUGAGAUGCUGAGGAUCUUAAAUAGAAGAUCACCAGCUGAUGUCAAAGUUAAAUGUGUCUACACUUUAAAGGAUGGAGCUCAAUCAUUAGGCAGUGCAUCAACAGGGAUCACCAUUAACAAUCUUCCUCCUCCGUCACUGACAGUGAAUCCUCAGGUGAUCACAGAGUCAGACUCAGUCACGUUAAACUGUCAGCCUCCACCAUCUUUUCCUGUGACUGAUUGUUUUUUCUACAUUGGGAGAGAAAAAAUACCCCAAAGAUUUUCUUGUCUGAAGACGUUGACAGGAGUUGAUCUCCUGUCUUUAACCAAACAAAGUUCACCAGCUAACAUUGAUGUAACAUGUUUUUACCUGAGUUUAUAUCAAUCUCCAAAGAGUAACCUGCUCACCAUCAUCAUACAGCUUCCUCCACCUGAACUGACUGUGAAUCCACAGCAGAUCACAGAGACAGACUCAGUCACAGUGAACUGUGGGACUCCUUCAUCUGUUUCUGUGGAGAAUUGUUUUUUAUAUUUCAUAAAAUCAAAGAUAUCCAAAAGCAUUUCCUGUGAGCAGACACUGACAGGAAGUGAGCUCCUGAUGAUGACAUUUCAAACUUCACCUGCUGAGGUUGAACUAAAAUGUUAUUACAAUGUGAAGAGUCCAGGUGGAGGAACGCAUCAGUCUCCACACAGUGACACGACUUCAGUCUCCAUCCAGAAAGUUCAGGAAACAGAUUCAACCACAUCUCAGAGAGUAACCACUGUCAGAGUGACUGCAGGUGAAACAUUUAGGACAACAGUGAAAACAGAAAGUCCAUUUUCUCCUCCCCCAGCAUCAGUGAAUCCUACAUUAUUUGCUCCGACAGAUCCAAGUGAAAGAACCACAGUCAAAACUUCAGGCUCAGUUUCUACUUUGUCACCAUCAACAUCAGAGGCACCAGAAGUUCAGGAAACAGAUUCGACCACAUCUCAGAGAGUAACCACUGUCAGAGUGACUGCAGAAGUUCAGGAAACAGAUUCAACCACAUCUCAGAGAGUAACCACUGUCAGAGUGACUGCAGGUGAAACAUUUAGGACAACAGUGAAAGCAGAAAGUCCAUCUUCUCCUCCCCCAUCAUCAUUGAAUCCUACAUUAUUUGCUCCUACAGAUCCAAGUGAAAGAACAACAGUCAACACUGUAGGCUCAGUUUCUACUUUAUCAACAUCAAAGACACCAGCAGCAGAUCAGAAACCUUCUGACAAAACUAAAUGGAUGUAUGUGGCUGUACCUGGUUUUGGAGUAGUUGUGGGAGUCGCUUUACUUGUGGGACUUCUCUGUUCCAGAUGGAGAAGUGGUAAAAGAACUUACACGAGAUCACGAGUCGGCUUUAAUGAUAACUUUAUAGGAAUGAGGAAUGUUACAAAUGGAGGACUGUUACCUGUUGGGGAUGAAGAUGACUACCACAGAGUCACCUCCGUUCCUGCAGACGACUCUGCAACCGAAUCUGUUGCGAUAAACACACAGAACUCUCAAAAUGAAACCAAUGUUUACCACCUUUACGCCACCAUCCCUGAUGAACCAGAAGAACCUGCUGUACAGAAGCAGCUGUACUACACCCUGCAAGCUCACUGAAAAACAGCUUUUGUUUAAAGAUGCGUUAAAAAUAUCCGCUAAAUGUACAGCUAUAGAUUAUGUGUUUAUAGGUAUUAUUAUCAUAUCAUUACUGUCUUUCCUCUCCUUUCUGGAUUAUAUUUACUCAUUACGCAGUGUUGUGAACAAGUGUUUAAUCCGUUCUUCAGCUGUUUUCCAUAUGUGACCAAAUUAAAUGUUUAAAAAUCUUUAUAUAUUUUUUAUUUUUAUUUUGUGGGAGUAUGUCUAUGUCAGUCUUACACAUCUGGAGAUCAAAGGUUCCCAUCAAGAUUAAAUUAAGAAUAUCUGGGAACAUAAAAUUAUUCCAAAGAAUCUCAUGUAAGUCUGAACUUUAACUAGGACAUUUUAAACAGCAACUCCAUUGCAGUUCUGCUUGUGUGGUUUUGGUUGUCCAGUAUCAAGCCUCUUACCCUUUUCUUCCAGUGUUGUUUUGUAUUUGGCGCCAUAAGAAGCAGCUUCCCUCUUCUUCAUAAAACCCUCAGCCUGAUGCUGCCUCCUCCAUGUUUCAUUUUGUUGGUUUUCGGGGUCAUGUGCAAUGUUUGUUUUAUGUGAAACGGUUCCUUUUGUUCUCAUCCAACUAACGUAGAUUUUUUACCAGCAUCACAUUUUAUUUAGGGGUAUCUUCAUGUGUUUUGUUAAGUGUGAACGUAUGUAUCAUUGUCCUUUCACUUUGCAAACAUGAGCCACUUUGUUAUGGUUGAAAUAUAUGGAAACAGAUUUGUGCCAGUAAUACCACACAAAAUGUUUUACUUCUGAAAUGCUUCUUUUGUUUCAUUAAUUUUAGUUUUUAUCCUGUCAGACUUAAAGUCAACCACUUUGUUGGUAUAGUAACUUAUUGUCCUUUUCGUGAUAUACUAAAAAUGAAUUGCUAAAUGUUUUUGACGGGUUUUAAGACGAUGGUUUUUAAGACAAACUUUUAAAGCUCGUCUUAAAACCCAUC
Poecilia latipinna (sailfin molly) is the source of this 2796-nucleotide messenger RNA. RefSeq lists its product as uncharacterized. The record is from RefSeq and is a predicted model, not a curated record. The coding region runs from base 117 to 1838 and encodes 573 amino acids. The transcript has 18 exons. Lineage: Eukaryota; Metazoa; Chordata; Actinopteri; Cyprinodontiformes; Poeciliidae.